AUGGGGGUGGACGUGGGGCAGGAGUCGAAGCGGCAGACAGAUGUGGUGUUCGACGGACACCGGUGGACCAAGUACGGGCAGAAGGUGCUGCUGCACUCCAGCUUCGUGCGGUCGUACUACCGGUGCAGCUACUGCAGCGCGGCCAAGGGGUCAUGCCCGGCGCGCAAGCUGGUAGACCGGCACCCCUCCAACCCGCACGAGAUCCGCGUGGGGUACCACGGCCGCCACAACCACGCUGGGCUCUCCCCCGCCUCACCCACCAUCCAGCGCUCUGUCACUCCGCCCCGGGAUAUGUCGGAGUCUUCUCAGAGCAUGGCUGCUGCUGCCGCUGCUGCCGUCGCUGCUGCUGAGGCGGCGGGUGCUGUGAUGGGGGAUGGUGCGGGGGGGAAUGGGGAGUCGAGGUUGGAUGGAGGUGCAGCUGGGGAAGGCCAGUCUCUCCCACUGGCAGCGAGGCGGGAUGCGCGGAAUUCAAUGCAGUUUGGGGAGGAAGCGGUGGGGGAGGGAGAGGAGGGGGUGGAUGGGGGUGAAGGGACAGGGCAGGACCUGGAUUACAAGCGCAAGGGGGAAGGGGGCGGACGUGGGGAAGGCAGGGGAGGGGCUGGGGAGGGGGGAGGAGCGGGGGAAGGGGGGAUAUCUGGGAAAAAGGGGGUGGGGAGAGGUGCGGAAGCAGAGGCGAAAGCGCUGGAGAAGGGGGAGGGCGGAGGAGGGGGGAGCACUGGUGGGGAGGGAGCGGGACGGGGAGAUGGGUCGGUAGGGGGGAGUGUGGGCCCGAAGCAAGGCAGAAGGGAUGACGAGGGUGUGGGUAGGGUUGUGGGGUGGAAUGGUGCAGUGAUGGGGGGAGUGACUGGGAUGGUGGGAGCAGAUGGGGGGAUGCGAGCAAAGGGAGAAGGGGUGAUGGAAGGAGAAGAGAUGGUGGGAGGAGGAGGAAUGUUGGGAGGAGAAGGGAUGAUGGGAGCAGGGGAGGGUAUGAGGGGUGAGCCUGGCUUGAUUGCUGGCACUGGUGGUGCUGGGGGGGGCGGUGGUGGUGGUGGUGGUGGUGGUGGUGGUGGUGGGGCGGUAGGUGCACCUGGGGAGAUGCCCAUGCCUGCACCUGGAGUGACAGGCACUACUGAUAGGCUAGGCCCUAGCCCUCCCCUCAAGCGAGCAAAGCUCUCAACACCUGCGAACCUCGCAGCACUGCUCAAGACAGCAUCAAGUGCGCUCACGCGCACGGUUUCAGGGCAGGACCAGUCGUGGGGUGGCAUGAUGGGGAUGGGGGCGGUGGGGCAGAUGGAGUGGGGUAGAGCAGUGGGCGGGAGAAGAGGAGCGAUUGUGGAGGGAAGUAGCGGAGCAGGUGGAGGGAUGGGAGGAGGGAUGGGAGGAGGGAUCGGAGGAGGAACAGGAGGGGGGAUGGUAGGAGGAGCAGGAAGAGGGAUGGAUGGAGGUGUGGGAGCAGGGAUGGGUGGCGGCAUGGGAGUAGGGAUGGAAGGAGGGAUGGGAGGAGGAGCAGAAAGAAGGGGGGAUAGGGCCGCGGCAGGAGGAGCAGCACGGCGAGUGGAAGGAGGGUUGACUCGAGCGUUUCGAGAGGCGGAGGCUGGGAAGGGUGGGGCAUCGGGAGGGCAUGCUGCCGGAUGA
This is a messenger RNA of Closterium sp. Yama58-4, 1614 nucleotides long. NCBI's taxonomy places the organism in Eukaryota, Viridiplantae, Streptophyta, Zygnematophyceae, Desmidiales, Closteriaceae. The record is from the annotation of a GenBank genome assembly.